Messenger RNA from Sapajus apella (tufted capuchin), 6666 nucleotides. RefSeq names its product taste 1 receptor member 2 (gene TAS1R2). Gene Ontology annotation, biological process: G protein-coupled receptor signaling pathway; sensory perception of sweet taste. Lineage: Eukaryota; Metazoa; Chordata; Mammalia; Primates; Cebidae. Gene Ontology annotation, cellular component: membrane; sweet taste receptor complex. The transcript has 7 exons. Bases 2141 to 4456 code for a protein of 771 amino acids. Gene Ontology annotation, molecular function: G protein-coupled receptor activity; sweet taste receptor activity. The record is from RefSeq and is a predicted model, not a curated record.
UUCCAGAUUCAUCCAAGUCCCUACAAAGGACACGAACUUCAGCCAAUUGUUAAAACCUCUCUCUUGCUCCUGUUCUGUGUCUCUGGAGGACCCUGACGAAUAUAUGUGCUGAAGACCCUGUGGGGUUCCUUACAACAGCCUGGGGGAGGAAAUUCUGCCACGCUUCCAUUUUGCAGAUAAGGAAAUUUAGAUGCCCACAGCUGGUGCUGAGCUGCCUUGGAAAGACAAAUGACCGGGAGGAGCCACUGUGGCCAGUUAGCUUGAGCCCAGGUCUGGGCCUGGCCUGGGCAGGCCAGCUGACUUGUGGAGUGGGGGAAAAUGUGACCUGGCCUGUCCCCACCUGCACAUGACGUAAAAGGGGCUGUUUUAUAAACCACACUGACACCUCCAGGGACAACAGGCAACACCCAGGGUGCCCUAGGCUGGAGCACUGAAGGGAAUGGUGGCAACUGCAUGUAGAGUCGAGGGACUGGCAGGCUGUUAAUGUGUUUGAACCCAUGGUGUGACUUGCUCGAGAUCACACUGAGACAGAGGUGGCUAAUUACUAAGUGCUUUACCUGCCUGGUUGCUUAGAGUCUUGGCAGCGACCUUACCAGGUAACUGUGGCGGGGCUCAUGAAGGUUGGAGGCAGAAUGACUAGUGCAAGGUCAUGCAGCUCGUUAGGAGGAAGACGGGGGCUUGCCCCCGGGUCUGUGGGUACCCACGGUCCCUGUUCUUCACCACCUGCUCCAUCGGGCCCCCCCCUUCCAAGCUCCUGCUCUCCCACAGUUAUUUCACCCAUCCCUCCCCCACCUGCCACCUGUGCCUCCUUUUGAACCAGGGGUGACUCAAAGCUGUGGCUCACCCUGUUCCCUCUCCUCUCCCUCAUCCCCCAGACUUGGGACUGGCGGCUCUUGAGGGCCCAGGGCCUGCUCAGGGACCUGAGGCUUCUUUGCAUGGUCAUCACAAUAAGUCCCCAUGUCUGUGGUGGCCCAAGGAGCCCCUUCAUUUCCCUGCUGUGGACAGGGGCCCAGCCGCAACCCUGGGCUUGGAGCAUGAACCAUUUGACUGAGGCCGGAUGGCCGUGCCACCGCUGUCCCACGGGCUGCCAGUGGAGCAUGCCCGCUAAGGAAAUGAGGGGCCACCUGUGCUGGCUGCAGGACACCAGGCUGACCAGGAGCUCCUGGGUGGCGGGGGUUGGGGGUGGUCAGGGGAAGCGGCAGGAGGCACACCCACUCUCUCCAGGAAGUCUUCAUUUUCACUAAUUCAUCCCCCCACCAAAUUCAUCGCCUUAUUUGCUGGAUGUUCUGUUUAGGGGCCAGAUAAGCAAAUAACAAGAGCCAUCAUUGCUUGAACACAGGCUGUGUGCCAGGCAUUGGGCUAAAUGCUUCAGACAUCAUGGCCUCGGAUCCCCACAGCAGCCCCAUAAAGCAGGUGCUGUUACUCCCAUUUUACAGAGGAGGAAACAGUGGCACCGAGAGGUGAAGUAACUCACAUACCAGGAGGAAAUGAGCAAGCUGGGUUUCAGUCCCACAUCUCUGACUCCCAAGCUCCUGGCCACAACCACCACUGUCCGGUGCCCUGGAGCUGGACAGGUGCUGGGCUCAAACCCCAGCCUUAGUCCCUGGUUCCUGUGCUCUGACCUCCCAGCUUCAGAUUUCUCCAGGAGCUAAGGACCAAACGAAAUACUUAAAAACAAAAUGCUGCAUCCCAUGCCCUGCCAGGGUGAGAUGCCCAGUCAAUGUGAACUUUUAAUUUUCAACCUCAAUACUUCUUCAUUCUAGGUAUGUGAGUUCCCAGGAAAGAGGAGAAGCCAGGUUUAACUGAGCACCUAUUAAUAGGCCAGUUGUUCCUACGAAUUCUCUUGGACCACACUGUUCUGUGAACUAGUAUUUUAGCCUCAUUUCACAGAUGACGACCGAGGCUUACGGAGGUGAGGAGAGACCUGCUUAGUAAGGGGCAGGGGCAAAAGCAGCACUUGUUUCUGAUGACCACACCAGCAACCCGUUGUCCUUGUCCCUUGUGGGACUCCAUCCUUCCAGGCGGUCUGUGCAUGGGCGGGAGGAGGUACCGCUGCUGUCAUGGCUCUGAACACGACCAGCCAGCCUUGUCCUGUGCCUGGGUGGCUGCCAGCCACGCUGGAUGAUGGAGCAGGUAUGAAAUGAAGGUGAGUGGCUACAACCUCAUGCAGGCCAUGCGCUUCGCGGUGGAGGAGAUCAACAAUGACAGCAGCCUGCUGCCUGAUGUGCUGCUGGGCUACGAGAUGGUGGAUGUGUGCUACAUCUCCAACAACGUCCAGCCAGUGCUCUACUUCCUGGCACAGGAGGACAGCCUCCUUCCCAUCCAAGAGGACUACAGUAACUACGUGCCCCGUGUGGUGGCUGUCAUUGGCCCUGAAAACUCCGAGUCUGUCAUGACUGUGGCCAACUUCCUCUCCCUCUUUCUCCUUCCACAGAUCACCUACAGCGCCAUCAGCGACCAGCUGCGAGACAAGCAGCGCUUCCCGGCCCUGCUGCGCACCGCGCCCAGCGCCAAGCACCACAUCGAGGCCAUGGUGCAGCUGAUGCUGCACUUCCACUGGAACUGGAUCAGUGUGCUGGUGAGCAGCGACACCUAUGGCCGUGACAAUGGCCAGCUGCUGGGCGAUCGCCUGGUCGGCAGCGACAUCUGCAUCGCCUUCCAGGAGACGCUGCCCACACUGCAGCCCAACCAGGACAUCAUGCCAGAGGAUCGCCAGCGCCUGGUGAGCAUCGUGGAGAAGCUGCAGCAUAGCACGGCGCGCGUCGUGGUUGUGUUCUCGCCCGACCUGACCCUGUACGACUUCUUCAGGGAGGUGCUGCGCCAGAACUUCACAGGCGCCGUGUGGAUUGCCUCCGAGUCCUGGUCCAUCGACCCGGUCCUGCACAACCUCAUGGGGCUGCACCGCACGGGCACCUUCCUGGGCAUCACCAUCCAGAACGUGCCCAUCCCAGGCUUCAGCGAGUUCCGUGUGCGGGGCCCACAGGCCGAGCCGACCAACCAGAGGUCUACCUGCAACCAGGAGUGCGACACCUGCUUGAACUCCACCUUGUCCUUCAACUCCAUUCUCAGGCUCUCCGGGGAGCGCAUCGUCUAUAGUGUGUAUUCUGCGGUCUACGCCGUGGCCCACGCCCUGCACAGCCUCCUCGGCUGUGACCACAGCGCCUGCACCAAGAGGGUGGUCUACCCCUGGCAGCUGCUUGAGGAGAUCUGGAAGGUCAACUUCACUCUCCUGGACCACCAAAUCUCCUUCGACCCACAAGGGGACGUGGCCCUGCACCUGGAGAUUGUCCAGUGGCAAUGGGACCUGAACCAGAAUCUCUUCCAGAGCGUCGCCUCCUACAGCCCCCUGCAGGGACACCUGAAGGACAUCCAAGACAUCUCCUGGCACACGGUCAACAACACGAUCCCUGUGUCCAUGUGUUCCAAGAGGUGCCAGUCAGGGCAGAAGAAGAAGCCCAUGGGCAUCCACACCUGCUGUUUCGAGUGCAUCGACUGCCUUCCCGGCACCUUUCUCAAUCAGACUGCAAAUGAAUAUGAUUGCCAGGCCUGCCCGAGUAACGAGUGGUCCCACCAGAGUGAGACCUCCUGCUUCAAGCGGCGGCUGUCUUUCCUGGAAUGGCAUGAGGCGGCCACCAUCGCUGUGGCCCUGCUGGCCGCCCUGGGCUUCCUCAGCACCCUGGCCAUCCUGGUGAUAUUCUGGAGGCACUUCCAGACGCCCAUGGUUCGCUCGGCUGGGGGACCCAUGUGCUUCCUGAUGCUGACACUGCUGCUGGUGGCGUACAUGGUGGUCCCGGUGUACGUGGGGCUGCCCAAGGUCUCCACCUGCCUCUGCCGCCAGGCCCUCUUCCCCGUCUGCUUCACCAUCUGCAUCUCCUGCAUCGCCGUGCGCUCCUUCCAGAUCGUCUGCGUCUUCAAGAUGGCCAGCCGCUUCCCGCGCGCCUACAGCUACUGGGUCCGCUACCAGGGCUCCUACGUCUCUGUGGCGUUUAUCACAGCACUCAAGAUGAUCACUGUGGUGAUCAGUUUGCUGGCUACGGGCCUCAACCCCACCACCCGCACUGACACCGAUGACCCCAAGAUCAUGAUCAUCUCCUGCAACCCCAACUACCGCAACAGCCUGCUGUUCAACACCAGCCUGGACCUGCUGCUCUCGGUGGUGGGUUUCAGCUUCGCCUACAUGGGCAAGGAGCUGCCCACCAACUACAAUGAGGCCAAGUUCAUCACCUUCAGCAUGACCUUCUAUUUCACCUCGUCCGUCUCCCUCUGCACCUUCAUGUCUGUCUACGAUGGGGUGCUGGUCACCAUCGUGGACCUCUUGGUCACCGUGUUCAACCUCCUGGCCAUCAGUCUGGGCUACUUCGGCCCCAAGUGCUACAUGAUCCUCUUCUACCCGGAGCGCAACACGCCAGCCUACUUCAACAGCAUGAUCCAGGGUUACACCAUGAGGCGGGACUAGCGCCGCCCAGGGGCGUCCGGGAGGGAUGGCCUCGGCGUUGGGAGGCGGAAGCCGGGGGUCUGGCUGGUUCAACUCCAGAGGGAGGCAGGGAAGCCAUCCCCAACUUUUCCCACCUUGCCCUGGUUUCUAAUUUAGCAGUCCUUGGAGGUUCUCUGCAUCGGGGCCAUUUUUGCCCAUUUAGUGAUGGAUGCCUUAAAACAUCCACUUUGUUCCUUUCCCUUGACCAGUUUUAAUUGCCAGGCACUGCCACCUUCUUCCAGAAAAAAACCACCCAAGGUGACCUAUUGGUCUCCAAGGACAGUCUGAUUUAGCAGCCUCCAGCCGCCAUCUGGCGGUCACAGUGGGCAUCUGCGGGCUGCAGCUCAUUCCCUUCACUCAAGUUCAAGGCCAAGGGAAGCCCUGGGGGGCGCUGGGCUGGCUUGGGCUGGGCCUGGCCGGGGUUGGUGUGGGCUGGUGGGGACUGCCACUCAGCCUGUGAGUUCGGAUAGUGCAGCCAUGGCUCCAUUCACUAGCUGUCUCACGUGUCCGUUCCCUUUCCUUCUUCCUGAAGAGCUGGGGCCCAGAUCCCUGGGUUAUCUCUCAGGGCUGGCCAUGCAUAGCAUGCUUCCCAGAUGCUUGUGAAUAAACCUCCCUUGGGUGAAAUGAAUGCGCUUCCUUCCUGUUUUCAGAAGUCCCUUGAGAAAGAACAUGUGGAAUCAGACCUCAGUCUCAAUCCCAGUAGUGUCACUUCCAGGCUGUGUGACUUUAGGCUGUCACGUUGACUUUGAUGUGGACAACAGCUUACAUUUAUUGCCAAGUCCCUGGCUAAGAACUUUACUACUGUAUCCACGUAUUCCUCACAAAACUCUAUUGAUUGUGUGCAAUUAUGCUCCUUAUUUUACAGAUGGUGGGCCGAGGGCUGAGGGAAGAACUCAAAGAAGCUAUAGAACUUACCCAGAGUCACAAAGCUUGUCUGAGCACCCCCUUCCUCUCCCCAGAGCCUACUCCCGGAGCCACAGUCCUUUACGGGAUAAUAUCCAGGUGGCCUGGCCUGGGAAGCUGUCCCCACUGUGGUGCACAGGGGGAAGGCUCAGGCUCCCCGGACAAGGAGCUGUGCUGUGGCAGGGGAUUCAGAUGUUAGGGAGGUGGCUGGUGGGUGCAGUGACCAGAAAAGCCUUUGGGAGAAGCUAGCAUUUGGAAAGAGCCUUGAAGGACACAGAAGUGUUGGAAGGCUGGAAGUUUGGAUGUGUGGGGGAGGGGCAGGUGGGGCCAGCAGGAGGAAAGGCGGGAUGGAAGGAAGCCCAGGCAGUUCCAGGAGGACCAUGUGGCUGAGAGUGGCCAGGCUGUGAGAACUCAGCUUCAAAGGGCAGCUAGGGCCAGAUGCCGGGGUCUGGCCCUGGGUGUCUGGUGUCUGGCCCUUGUCCUCCUUGGGUGGCUACUCCCAGCAUCCUGUGCACAUUCUUGUUUAUCCCUCCUCUGGGUCACCUGGGAUGCCAUCCUGCCCCUGUCUGGCCACUGUGACCAGCCUCCUCGGUGGCUCAGUCCUUUUCCCACAGUCCCCAGUGCUGACCUGGCCUUGUGGGCUGGAGACUGCUGGGCACAGACCCCAAGGAUAGAUGGUCAAGGUCUUUCUAGAAUGUCCCUUCUCUGCCUCCUCCACUCACUUCCCAGGGGAGCCCAGAGCCUUGGCCGAGGCCCACCCCAGUCCCAAGCUUUCUGGGAGCCACCCUGCAUGAUCCGUCCCUGGGUGUGACUGUCUCCCGUCCCCCUUAGCCUCGGGACCAGAUUGUCAGAGGCUCAGGGAGUUUUAAGCUGUUAAUUCUCUUUUCCUGCAUGCUUCUGAUGCCUUGCUUUAAUUUUUUUUAAAAGAGAUAAUCACCUCAUUUCUUGGUUCUGCCUCUUGGACCACCAUGAGUGAAGAGAAUCCUGGAAUCCCACUGACCUCAGAGGGCCUCUGCUCCACACCUCCUAGAGCAGCCCUGAGGCUGGGAUCUUGAGCCUUUAGUGUUUCCUCCAGUGAUGGGAGCCUCACCAAGGACAACUCUAGUUAUCAGAAACUUCUUCUUAGCUCAAAUCAAAACCUGACUCCCUGGAAUUUCUGUUUAUGGACACUAGUUUCAUUCUUUGGGAUCAUGAAUUAAAUCUAAUUUCUAGCCUAAGCAUGGUGGCUCACGCCUGUAAUCUCAGCAGCUUGGGAAGCCAAUGUAGGAAGAUUGCUUGAGGCCAGGAGU